CACUUCAAUGGUACUGAUGCAGGAAAAUGUUUCUUUUAUUUUUAUCUUCGUUAGUAAUAUUGUCGAGUAUUUGUUUUUGGACUCAUCAAAAGCCUCACAAAUUUCCACCAGGUCCCAAAUGGCUACCGAUUGUUGGAUGUAUGUUUAAAUUUCAAGAAUUGAAAAAUAAAUUUGGUUAUAUGUAUAUUGCUAUCAAUGAAUUAUCUUAAAAAUAUAGAUCUAUUUUAGAAUUAAAACUUGGUUGUCAAAAGUUUGUGAUUAUCUCAGGUAAUGAUUUAUUGAGAAAAACUCUUAUGAAACCUGAAUUCCAAGGAAGACCCGAUGGCUUUUUCUUCCAAGUUAGAGCAUUCGGCAAAAGAAGAGGCAUCCUGUUUGCGGAUGGUCCAUUAUGGUAUCAAAGUAAACGUAACACAAUAAAAUAUAUAUCUCAUAUUGGAUUCAGGCAUCGCUUAGUUGAUAAAUAUCUAACAGAAGAAGCAGAAACACUAGUGUGUUAUUUGAAAAAAAAAAUUACAAACAACAAAGAGAAGAUCGCAAUGAAUAAAAUUUUUGACGUUGCUGUUCUAAACUCUCUAUGGGUUUUAUUAGCAGGAUACAGAUUUGAUUACGAUGAUGUUAGACUUCAUAAUAUCCUCACAACUAUACAUGAAGCAUUCGAAUCAAAUGACACGUUAGGAGGACUUAUUUAUCAUUUUCCAUUUCUUCAGUUUAUUAUACCAGAAAUAUCAGGGUAUACAAGCCUCAUGGAAACCCUUCAUAAACUUUGGAAGUUUAUUGAUGAUGAAAUAGAGAUCCAUUUGAACAAAAUUCAGCUACAUCAACCAGCGAGCAAUUUUAUCGAUGCAUAUCUUCUUGAAAGAUAUGAUGAAACAUCAAGACAAUUUUCUUAUGAUCGGAAAGAAUUGAUUGUAAUAUGUCUGGAUCUAUUUUUGGCUGGUUCUAAAACAACAAUUGAUUCAUUAUCAGGCAUAUUCGCUCUCCUCGUUCACCAUCCAGAUUGGAUUAAAUUGUUAAAAGAUGAUCUCGAUAUGGUUGUUGGUAACAAUAUGCCAAAAAUUGAUCACAUACCGAUGUUACCUCGAAUUGAAGCUUUUUUAUCUGAAGCACUCAGAGUAUUAGUUCUUGCUCCUUUAGCUCUUCCUCACAGAACAACAGAGAAUGUUUGGUUGGAAGGUUUUCAUAUUCCAAAGGACACUGUUGUUCUCUUCAAUUUUCACAGUGCAAAUUUUGAUGAAUCAUGUUGGGAAAAUGCGGAGGAAUUUUAUCCGCAACGGUUUCUUAAUGAAAGUGGACAAUUUUGCCGUAAAAUUGAAUUUUUUCCAUUUGGAUUAGGUAACUCAAUUUAAUUAUUUAUGAGGCUAGCUGAAAAGAAAACCGACUUUAAUUUCAAGCCUCUUAUGAACAAAUGUUAGCUUAUCAUGUUGUCAAAAGCCCUUUCCAAAGAUCAGCUCAAUAUAAAAUUUUUUAAGGAAUCGUCCAAGAUUUUUAAGAUUAAAAAUUUUGUUAAUUUUUAAAAAAUUUGAAUGGGUCCUGAAAAAAUUUUUUUUCCAGUCUAAUCUUUAGAGAAAACUUUUGAAAUAUAAUAAAUUAAGUAAAAAUCUAAAUAAAGAAUAAAAAAAUCUGACGAAUAGCUUUUGAAUGAUUGAGUAUUUAGAAUCAGACUCUUAACAUUUAAUCUAUAGUGUGUCAAUAUUAGCCAAACACAUUCAUUUUGAAUGAUUUCACCGAACCUAUUAAAGAUAAGAAAACAAAAAACUACACGGAAAAAAAUCAGGUACUGCAAUAAGACGCAAGCGUGUGAGAGCAACAGGACUUAUCCUAUGGGAGCAGCCAGAUAAAAUCCUGUGACAGCAGCAAUAUUUUUCCUCUAUUGAUUAUGUUCGUAACUGCUCAUAAAAUAACAUAGACCAAAAUGUCGUGUUAUUGGUGUUGGCAGAUAAACUAUUUAUUUCCAGUUUAUAUGGAAUUACUUAAAAAUUCUGAUAUUUUCAGAGUGGCUAUUACAUGUAGAAUACAUAAUUUUUUCCGAUUGAGGAAUUGUCAUUAAAAAUCAUUAAAAAAAUUUUCUGUUUCGCAUUCGGAAAUCCACAUAGUUUUUUAUGUCCAUAUAGACUUACGAAAAGAACAGAUACAAACCUAAGUGUAAGGUGCAGAUAAGAUCCAUACAAAUACAAAUAACAUUAUAAUCCGAUUAAUUCCAAUAAAGAAACUCCGCUAUGAUAGACUUACAUAUAGAUUCCAAUAGAUUCCAAAUCUCAAUCUAUCUGGAAAUUUUUUACUCCAGAUAGAUUACAUAUAAGCUAUUACAGAUUCUAUUGUUCUGUAUGGGACUGUAUUGGAUGUUUUCAACAGGGAUGGCAUAGUUUUUACCUUUGUUUUCCUUUUUAUUUGCAGUGCUGCCUUUCUCUACCGCUAGCUCACUUUUAUUCAUAGUUAUAUUGUUAAUAACAAUUUUUUGUAUUAAGAUAUUAACGAAACUCUUUGUUAGAAUAUUUUUUUUUAAUUUUAUCAUAGUCUACAAGAAGCGACUUAUAUAAAUAAAACACGGAAAAAAAUAAAUGGUACAACAGGACAAAACCCUGCUACAACAACAGGAUUUUUUCUAUGGAAACGACAUGAUAAAAUGGAAAAUUUUAAAUGACGUUUAAGAAUUCAA
Molecule: messenger RNA, 2656 nt
Organism: Cotesia glomerata
Lineage: Eukaryota; Metazoa; Arthropoda; Insecta; Hymenoptera; Braconidae
Product: methyl farnesoate epoxidase-like
Exons: 6
Coding region: 294-1346 (350 amino acids)
Biological process (GO): xenobiotic metabolic process
Cellular component (GO): intracellular membrane-bounded organelle; cytoplasm
Molecular function (GO): oxidoreductase activity, acting on paired donors, with incorporation or reduction of molecular oxygen, reduced flavin or flavoprotein as one donor, and incorporation of one atom of oxygen; iron ion binding; heme binding
Source: RefSeq, a predicted model, not a curated record